CCUCUGAAGAAAAAAAAUGUUCAAACGAGUAUUCAAUCUCCGUUUUAUUUCGAAUUUCUCUCGCCGCCCGACAUCUUCUCCAAAACUUCCGAAAUUAAUUGCAAUCACUGGUGGAACCUCGCUUGGAAUCGCAUUUUUUGGAAAAACUGAAGAGAACAAGAAUUUGGACUCAGGAAAUGGACAAUUAAUUGAUGGAAAACCGAAAAAUUUCGAUUUAAUUGUUCGAAAUUCGGAUGAACUUUAUGAUAAUUAUCUAAUCGAUAAUUGUUAUAAUAUUUUGAAAAAAUUUGAAAAUUCCAAUUGCUCCGAGCUUCUAUGGCGUCUGGCACGUGUGGUUUGUGAGAAAGGAAAACUCUCAAAAGAUCAAAAUCAACGAAAAGAGCUCAUUUUGGAAGCCUAUGGAAUUGUGAAAAAAGCUCUUGACAAUGAGCCAAAGAAUGGAUGCUUUGGAGCACAUAAAUGGUAUGCCAUUCUACUGGAUUACGUUGGAGAGAUCGAGGGAAACAAAUCGAGAAUCGAAAAAUCAUUCCAAGUGCGGAAACAUUUAGAGAAGGCGUUAUCGAUUUUCGAGAACGAUCCAACAACGUGGCAUAUUUUGGGAGUCUGGCACUUUUCCUUCGCCAAUAUGGGUUACGCGACUCGAAUGGUGGCCAAAGCUAUUUUCGCAACUCCACCAGCAUCCACAUAUCAGGAGGCUCUACACUAUUUCCUAAAGGCUGAACAGAUUUCGCCCGGAUUCUACAGUACGAAUACCUACUACAUUGGCGAAGUGUACGAACAACUAGGACAAAAAGCCGAAGCACUUGAUGCAUUCAAACAAUCAUUCAAAAUGCCAGUUGUGACUUCUGAUGACGCGGUUAUUCAUAAGAAAGCAUACGAGAAACUGAAGAAAUAUGGAGUCAAGGAUACUGAAGUUGUUUAGAUUGUGAAAAAUAUGUAUUUGUAAGAUGAUUGUUGUAAUUUUUAACAGAAUAAAAAUAUUUAUUUGAAUUUAAUAAUUGUCUAAU
Messenger RNA from Caenorhabditis elegans, 1007 nucleotides. It is a transcript of the gene F33H2.6, whose product is annotated as Regulator of microtubule dynamics protein 1. Gene Ontology annotation, cellular component: cytoskeleton. NCBI's taxonomy places the organism in Eukaryota, Metazoa, Nematoda, Chromadorea, Rhabditida, Rhabditidae. The record is from RefSeq and is marked reviewed.